This is a messenger RNA of Alligator mississippiensis (American alligator), 4542 nucleotides long. Its product is annotated as zinc finger protein CKR1. The transcript has 4 exons. Lineage: Eukaryota; Metazoa; Chordata; Crocodylia; Alligatoridae. Bases 200 to 2374 code for a protein of 724 amino acids. The record is from RefSeq and is a predicted model, not a curated record. Gene Ontology annotation, biological process: regulation of DNA-templated transcription.
AUGAACUUCCCAGGUUAGACAGUGCCCGCUCCUGCAUCCAGGACCACCAGGGAGCUGCUGGGAGAGACCUUCAUCAGUGCCCCUCCAUGCCCAGCCCAGGGGACACUUUCUCCAGGGACUGCAUCCCUGGGCUGUGCAGCGCCAGCUCCUGAGCCGGAGACUCCAGGUAUCUUCCCGGAGACAGCAGAGAGCAUUUUCCAUGGAGCACUGGGUGUUUCUGGACCCUCGGCAGAGGGCACUGUACAGAGAUGUCAUGCAAGAGAGCUAUGAGACCCUGAUGUCACUCAAGUACCCCAUCUCUAAACCAGAUGUCAUCUCUCGGCUAGAGCAAGGGGAAGGAAUGUGUGUCCCAGAUCUCCAGGACUCUGGGGAAAAGGAGAACCCAGGAGGAAUCAGCGCAGGGACAGCAAGCGAGGAUGAGGUGGAAGAUCUGGGGCAGGGAGGUUGCCAGCAGAUGGACCAAUGUGGAAUAUUGGUGGGGAAAGAAGAGAGAGAUGCUGCGCCGAAGCCGCACGGGGGAAAGCCUCGCAGGCCAGAGGGGAGCCCUUUGGGGAAGAAAGGUGACCAGGCAGCUCCAUGGAAUGGCAGCCUCAAGAGACUGAGAGCUGGAGCAGCCACAGGGAAGGACCAUGGCACGGAGAGGCCUGAAGUGGGGCUGAACAAAGCCUUGCCCCUGGCUGGUGAGGAGUUCUGCCUCUGCCCUGAAUGUGGGGAGAACUUCAAGGACAGGGCCUCUCUGGGCACGCACCAGGUGUCCCACAUGAAGCAGAAGCCUGGGCCGGGUCGCCGCCUCCCAGUGCCCGGUGGCAAGCGCUAUCGCUGCCCAGAGUGUGGGGAGCGCUUCCGCGUGGGCUCCCACCUGGCCACCCACCUGCGCCAGCACACAGGGGAGAAGCCAUUCCGCUGCGCCGACUGCGGGAAGGGCUUCGACUGGGGCUCGCACUAUGCCCGGCACCGGCGCCUGCACACAGGUGAGCGGCCCUUUCAGUGCGCCGACUGUGGGAAGUGCUUCGGCCGCUCCUCCCAUCUGUACCGGCAUCAGCGUGCCCACGCUGGUGGCCAGCCCCUGGAGUGCCCGCACUGCAGCAAGGCUUUCAACAGCAGUGCCUUCUUCCGCAAGCACCUGCGUGCCCAUGCUGCCCCACCACCCUCCCACCGCUGCCCCGACUGCGGGGAGAGCUUCCUGCGCAGCGCCGCGCUGGCACGGCACCGCAAGUCCCAUCGGGGCGAGAAGCCCUUCCGCUGUGGGGACUGUGGCAAGGGCUUCGCCUGGAGCUCGCACCUGGAGCGACAUCGGCGCGUGCACACGGGGGAGCGCCCCCACACCUGCCCGGACUGCGGGGAAGCCUUCAGCCAGAGUGCCCACCUGGCAAAGCACCGGCGUGUGCACGUGAGCAAGCACCUCCAAGGCUGCGGGGACUGUGGGAAGGGCUUCAACGAUGUGGCGGCCCUGCCCAAGCAUCGGGCAGCCCACACCAAGGGGAGGAGGCGCCGGGUGGGCACGAGGCGUGUGGGGGUGCAGCCAGUCACAGCAGAGACUCCCCAGCCAGGCCUGGACUGUGGGGAGAGCGCUGCCCAGGGCACAGUACUGGCCCAGCCCCAGAGGAGCCAUGUGAGAGGCCAGCCUGGCCGCAGGGCAGAUUCAGCCCAAGGGCAGCCCCCAAAGGAGAGCUCCUCACAUGCCUGCCUUGACAGCGGGAAGAUCUUUGCUCCAAGCCCCACCUUGACCCGGCACCAGCGGAGCCAGGCAGGGUAUCAGCCUGAGGGGGGCCCAGGUGCCAAGCCAGACAGCCCUCCUGGGGGGAGCCCCCCCCAACCCUGCCCCAGCCGCAGGAAGCGCUCCCCCCGACGUGCUCAGCUGGAGCAGCGCCAACGCCUGUGCACAGGAGAGACUGCCAAGUCCUGCCCUGAGUGUGGACAGGAAUUCGGGCAGGGCGCAGCGCUGGCACGGCACCGAAGGAGCCACCGGGGUGAGGACCCCUUCCGCUGCGGGGACUGUGGCAAGGGUUUUGCCUGGAGCUCACACCUGCAGCGACACCGGCGCGUGCACACCGGUGAGCGUCCCCACGCCUGUGCAGACUGCAGGGAGGCCUUCAGCCAGAGUGCCCACCUCAUCAAGCACCGGGCAGCCCACACCAAGGGGAGGAGGUGCCGGGUGAGUGCUGAGCAGGCAGGGGCCCAACCAGCUGCAGCAGAGACACCCCAGCUGUGCCCAGACCACUGGGAGAAUGCUGCCCCGGGUGCGGGGCCAGCCCAGCCCCAGGGUAACCAUAAGAAACCCUCCCAGGGCAGGGCCUGCAAGAAGCGGUUUGGGCGCAGUCAGCAACAGCAGAGCCAGCUGGAGGAGGCACCCACCCCUCAAGGGGCUGACUAAUGGGGUGAGGGCCUCUGCCAAAGGAGGACACCGGAGAACCCAUGGAGGGAAGGGAACCUCACAGCCUUCCAGUGUGAGCUCUGCCCAUGACAGCAACCUGCACCAGGCCAGUGAGCCUGAUCCACGGAGAGGGAGAAGCUGGGUGGGGAGUGUGCGAGGGAACCAAAGAUUCAGCGAUGAAGGAGCUGCCACGUUUUCUACCUCACAUCUACCUCUCCCAACACACACACACGCACACACACACACACACUCUUCCCUUCCCUCUAUCAAGCAGGACUCAGGGCCAUUUCCUCUUAUUAAUGACUCAACAUAGGUAGGGAAAGGUGUCAUUUCUGUCCCUUGGGAACCAGGGGAAGCAGAAGCAACCCUGCAAGCAUAGGAAAGGAGGGGUUGUGUGAGCUCAUGGGACUUGCUGCUGUAGGAGAGGUGGCUCUGGGGGAGCACUUCCUUCUGGGCACAGGAGAAUCCAUCUGAGCACUAAGAUUCAUUAAUUCCCAGGCAUCCUGUUUAUACUGUGCCCCUACUGGCCCCAUUGCCCUGUUUAUACUCUUUUCCAUUUAGCCCAAGUGCUCCAUUUAUACCCCCCAUAGUACUGUAGCAUUCCCUGUUGGCCCAAGUGUCCCAUUACAAAUGUUCCCCAGUAGUCUGAACGCCCCAGUAUAGCUGCUCCCAUAAACUGAGUGUAUAUUUGAAUUGCUGACUCAGGAUGUUUCAAAACAGGAAGGGACCUAGAGCUCAGACACAGUAGUCUUGGAGCCCAGAUGGCUGAGAUCACUUAGUUCAUUGCAUGGUUUGAAAGGAAGCAGGUGCAGUCUGAAGGUCACUUUGGGGGGGGAAGAGAAAAGGAGGUGGCCUUCAGUCCUGAGAGGACAAUCGUGAGCCAUGCUGAGAAAGAUGGCAUGGAAGUGGCACUCCUUGGCAAGAGCCCUGAACCAAGACCCUUUGCUGCUGGACACCCAUUGCCCAUCAUUGCUUUGAUGUGUCCUUUGCCUGUGAGGCCACCUGCCAUCAGGGCAGGGGUGAGUGUCUCUCACAGGAAGAAAAAAGCAGGAACCCAAGGGUAUUACCAAAUCCAGUCCCCUGGCAGCCCCCAUCUCAGGCAUGUGUUGAUCCUGACUACUAACACUAGAAAUUACAUUGCUGAGGUUUAUUUUCUCCUGGUAUUUGCUUUUCCCUCUGUUAGGAAACAGCCUAUUUUACCAUAACACAGGAGCCCAAGGAAGGCAGGACCUGGGACCACUGAGUGACUCUGGGCAAAUCACUCCCUAUAGAGUCACAGAGCCAGAGAGGACCUCAGGGGCCAUCUGGUCCAACCCCUUGCACAACUGCAAGAGUGCUCAUCCUAAACUAUCCCUGUCCAGUGCUUAUCCAGCCUCUGGAAAACUUCCAGUGAAGGAGAUGCCACCACUUCCCUGGGAAGUCUGUUCCAUUGCUUCAUUGUUCUAACAGUGAAGUUUUUCCCUGGAUCUCAAUCUGCCAUGCUGCAGUUUUAUCCUAUUGCUUUGCACCCUCAUCCCUGUGGCAAGGGAGAAUGGUUGCUGUCUCCCAUAGAGCAGCCCUUAUAUUAAAUAUUUACAAACUGCUAUUGUGUCCCCACCUUGAUUUCCUUAUCUUCAAGUUAAGCCUGCCCAGUUUUUGCCUUCCAUCCCCUUUAUCGUUCUGAUCGCCUGUCUCUAGACUAACUUCUCCACCUCCUUAAAAUGUGGAGAAUUGCACACAGGACUCUAGCUGAGGCCUAGCCGGUGCCAUGGACCACCUUCUUGGUGCCUCUUCCUCUUUGCCACUCUUAAAAUUUAGACUGCCAGCUCUUUGGGACUGGCUUUGCAAGUCUGCGCAUCCAACCCUUGUCUCAGUCCUAACAGUGCAACUAUCCCAUUUCUUUUCAGGGGGCCUGAGCCUUGUUAAGUGGAUAGGCUUAGAAAUAAAUGCCAUGUAUUCUCCACCAUCACUUUCUAACAGAUCCAAGGACUCUCCUUGUCCAUGAAGAAAAGUUUGGUUAAUGCUGGGGGACAGUGUAGCAAACAGUUCUAAUUAUAGGGUUGGGUUGGGUUUUUUUAAUGCAGUGUAUUAAGGUUUCCUGCUAGUUAGUUUUAUCUUCUUUUUUUAAUUUCAGUACAUAGCCACUGUUAUAUUGGUCUCUUAUGAUUAAAACAUAACAAAUGCUGCAA